CGAAGUAUCGAGUUCGGUUGAACCACGUGACCUCCGAUUGCUUCGCUACUUUCCUCUGGCACCGCGGAAGUUGUCGACCCUGGGAGCAGGGAUGACUCCCCGGCCCUGGUAUGCUCCCUUCUCUGUCGUCUAGUCGGUCUUGAUGUCACCGGAAGACACGGAAGGUACACCAGAACAUCUUUCCGAGGAAUAGAGAGAGAGAUCCGCGCCAGUUUUCACCUCGCGGAAGUGCGUUCAAACCGACGGGAAUCUUGGCGACAUUUUGGAGGGUGAAAAGUUGAGGACCGAGCCGUUGGCCCGAACCCGCGGCACAGGAGUUCACUUCCACGUCUUCUGUUGGUACUACAAACACACAGGACGCCUCCAAACACCAUAGGGACAUCUGGCAGCCGUGGACAGGUAUCUACUGUCUCUGUGAAAAGGGGGUCUGUUCGUGAAAUUGAGCGAUCGGGACGUGUGAAACUGCGAGUUGAUCUCAACUGGUUUUGGCUCUGUUUUCAAACCCCCUAUUUUGAACUGUUGACUGAGUUUGUAGACAACGUGAAAUCGCUGUAGGACAGAGUCGCGAUCAGAUACUGCUGAUCGGCGCCAGUUGAAGAUCUAGGCGUGAGGAACUCGCCUCCGCCUUGUUAUAAUCUUGAGAUUUUUGAAAGGAAGGGAAGGAAAGAGAUCUGAGAUCGCCAUGCCUUCCAAGAAAAAAGACUACGACCUUGUCGAGGACGGUUACGACUCGAGGAUACCUCUGCACAACGAGGAAGCUUUCCAACAUGGAAUUAUCUUCCAAGCCAAGUACAUCGGGACCCUGGAUGUGCCCAGACCCAGCAGUCGGGUGGAGAUUGUGGCGGCCAUGAGGAGAAUACGGUAUGAGUUUAAAGCCAAGGCCAUCAAGAAGAAGAAAGUCAACAUCACCAUCUCAGUGGACGGUGUGAAGUGUGCAUUAAGGAAGAAGAAAAAGCAUCUAUUGAAGAAGCAGUGGACCUGGGACGAGAGCAAGCUGCUGCUGAUGUCACACCCCAUCUACAGAAUAUUCUACGUGUCACAUGACUCCCAGGAUCUGAAGAUCUUCAGCUACAUCUGUCGAGACGGCCCCAACAAUGUCUUCAAGUGUAACGUCUUCAAGGCCAACAAAAAGAGCCAAGCCAUGCGUAUUGUGCGGACGAUCGGCCAGGCGUUUGAGGUGUGCCACAAGCUGAGUCUGCUCCAUGCAGCGGCACAGGGUGACGGACAGGCAGACGGGGAGAGUGACAAGGCAGAGGAACACAGCCCAGGUCACCGAACGGUUGAUGGGAGCAAUGCAGUGGACGAAGACGAGCAUGUUGGAGAGACUGACAUCGAUGCUGAGGAGAUACUGACAACAGAUUACGCCACGCCUGCCUCGCGUGGGGUCACCGACCUUGACAAGCACUUUGAGGCCAGGAAAGUGUGUGGAGAGAAUCUGUUUUCUGUCUCCCCUUCUGUGUGUUUGUCCAACUCUCCUGUGCAGAUAUAUGAGUUCUUCUUACCUGAGGAGGGUGCGACGCUGUCCUCUCCACUCCACACCCCCUACAUGAACCUUCCCCAGGGGGCAGGGGACAGCCAGGUGUCGUCCACGCCCCUCAGCAUGCACCACCAGGUGCAGCUGUUACAGCAGCAGCUCCAGCAGCAGCAGCAGCAGACACAGGUGGCCAUCGCACAAGUGCACCUGCUCAAGGACCAGCUGGCAGCAGAGACGGCAGCCAGGAUAGAGGCUCAGGCACGUACCCACCAGCUGCUCCUGCAGAACAGAGACCUGCUGCAGCACGUCGGCACGCUGGUCGCUAACGUACAGGACCUGGAGACGCAGCUCACGGGCCAGAGCUACAGCGAGACCAUCCCGCCCCUCUCUACCCCCCACCCUUCCAACGACCCUCCCCUCCCAGACACAAACACCCCCGCCCCAGGGGUAGUCAUCCUCCCCGAGUUUCAGGACGUAGAGGACGCUCAGCAGGGGGGAAUUUCAUCCCAUGUACCAGGGAUGUUCGAAAACACCAGCUUAGGUAUUCAACCUCUUGUAAAAGAGCACGCUAGUAAAGAACUCCUAUGUGACGGUGACUCCAGUCAUGUACCCUCCAGCCCUGUUAAGGUGGGAGCAAAGGACGAGUCCUCCUUCCUGUUGGACUUGGACAGUGAUUCUGGGAUCAACGGCAACACCUCCGAGGUUGAGAGUGACAGGAAAGAGCUGUCAAACGAGUCCCUGAUUUCCAAGCCCCGACCGGAGCCAAAGAAAACAGUGUUACACACGUCAGCAGGGCCAGACGGGAAGCUCAAAGUCCUUGUACCACUUCCGCAAGAAGGGUCAUUAGAUGGAAGCCAAGAAUUCAACAUUGCGCCCAAAAUAGACCCUCCUCCCAAGUCCAAACGCAGCAGGAAUUCAUUGAAAACCACGCAGGAUCUGAUGGUUCCGGAGGGUGAGCUUGCAUCGGAGCAACAGGGAGCAGAGAGCGCGGAGGCAAACGGAUCCGAGUCGGAGUCGGCCAUUUCACCGAGCGAGUCGAGCGGGUUCGGCAGCAGCCAGAGCAAGUCGCCAAGCUUUGAGAACGACGGAAACUUGAACGAUUUGAGUUCGAGCCCGAGAAAGGGUCAGAAGCUGGGUCUGAAUGAGAUGAAGCUCCACAUCAGCUUCUCGGACGACGAGAACACGGAACUGUCGGAGGAUUCAGGGGUUCCGAGGGACAGAGAUUCAGGAGGAUUCAGACAAACCCAGACCAUGGAGUCGUUGGGUUUUGAAGACUUUGAUCCAUUUAAUUGAUGUAGAAAGAUAGCAACUUAAGGUCAUUUUAGCUUUUUUAAAGGUUUUUAACAAUAAGACUACUGAAACAUAAAAAGUCACCAACACAUCAGGAAGACAGCUUUUUUAAGUGUUGAUCUGCAAAGUCUGAAAUUGGUAGGACAAAUUUCCAAUAUUGUGACGACCUGUUAGAUAUGAUGACAAGUUCUACAUGGAUUUGGUGAGAUGCUUGCAGUGUAUGUAAUAUUUAUCAUGGUAUUGAGGAAAUACGCUGUUAUUGGGCAGUACCCGACUAAUCAAGACCUCUAUUUGUGCCGUCAGUACCUGAUGUUUUGGUGACUUGGUUUGGGAUUUGUUUUGUACAGUAAUGGAGUGAAUCAUGUCCCUUAAAUCUUUGAUUUGAUUUUCCUGAAGAUAACUUAUUAAGGUAGACAGGUAAAAGGGGACUUAGCAACCACUGUACUUAACAUCAACACAAUGCUGAAGUUGUCACUGCAAUUAGUUUUUUAAUCAAGGCACAUUUUGAUUGACCACUUCCAUAUAUAGAGAUGACUUACCAUGUAAGAACCUUUACUGAAGCUGAGAGUGUUGAACAAUUUGUAUAGAUUCUGAUAAAUACUUUUGUAGAUGGCAGGUUAAGGAAUUUUGUGUUGUAUCAUGCAUGCAGUAAUCUGUGGCCAUAAUUUCUGUGGUGAUUGUCUCGGGGAGGGCAAACAGAUAUUUGAUAUUUUUUGAAACUGUGUUUGGUCUUACCACUGUAUAGAUCAUUUUUCAGAUCAUGAGAAUUUGUAGUAUUCUAAUUAUUUAGGCUCCAUGAAUUGAAUGAUCUGGUGUCUGUUAAUUCUAAAGAGGAAACAAAAUUUGGACGCACCUUCAG
Branchiostoma floridae (Florida lancelet) is the source of this 3623-nucleotide messenger RNA. Its product is annotated as carboxyl-terminal PDZ ligand of neuronal nitric oxide synthase protein-like. The record is from RefSeq and is a predicted model, not a curated record. Gene Ontology annotation, molecular function: nitric-oxide synthase binding. The transcript has 12 exons. Lineage: Eukaryota; Metazoa; Chordata; Leptocardii; Amphioxiformes; Branchiostomatidae. The coding region runs from base 683 to 2767 and encodes 694 amino acids.